Messenger RNA from Impatiens glandulifera, 2060 nucleotides. RefSeq names its product probable cysteine desulfurase. The transcript has 5 exons. Lineage: Eukaryota; Viridiplantae; Streptophyta; Magnoliopsida; Ericales; Balsaminaceae. The record is from RefSeq and is a predicted model, not a curated record. Bases 131 to 1945 code for a protein of 604 amino acids.
UCAAAAAACAAUAGAUAACCAAACCUUAAUUACCAACACCUGGUCAAACUCUCAAACCAAUACCAGAUCUACCACCACUUCAUUAUUAUCAUCAUCGCCGUCGCCGUCUAGAUCAGUAAUAGCUGCCGAUAUGCUCCAACGAAUGGAAUCCUUCCGGAUUCUAGAGAAGGAAUUACCCAAAAGCAAUUCCGGCGAUAUAAAAAUCACCUGGAUCCGUUCCCAAAUCAUCGGCUCCGAUGAAGAAUUCGAAUCCCCCUUUGGGACUCGCUUGCUAACAUAUGCUGAUCACACAGCCUCAGGCCGCAGCCUUAGUUACACCGAGAAUUACAUCGCCAACAACGUUCUCCCUUUCUACGGUAAUAGUCACACCAGCGACAGCUACGUUGGUCAACGAACAACAAAGACGGUUCACGAGGCAACCCAGUAUGUAAAACGUUGUCUAGGCGGGACAGACAACGACGCCCUAAUAUUCUGCGGGUCCGGAACAACUGCUGCGAUCAAACGGUUACAAGAGGUGAUGGCGAUUGCCAUCCCUUCACCAUGGAGAGAGAUGGUGAUCAAGGCGAUGAACCCUCAAGAGAGAUGGGUGGUGUUCGUAGGACCAUACGAACAUCACUCGAACCUUCUCUCAUGGAGACAGAGUUUGGCUGAGGUUAUUGAGAUCGGGCUCGAUAAAGAUGGUCUGGUUGAUGUUAAAUCUCUUAGGGCUAAACUUGGGGUUUAUCAAAAGACGAAUAGGCCCAUGCUUGGUUCGUUUUCGGCUUGUAGCAACGUAACCGGGAUUUACUCGGACACACGAGCCCUAGCCCGACUUCUUCACCAGUUCGGUGCAUUUGCUUGCUUUGACUUUGCCGCAAGUGGACCGUACGUAGAGAUAGACAUGAGAUCGGGGGAGAUAGACGGAUACGACGCCGUAUUCUUGAGCCCACAUAAGUUCAUCGGAGGGCCAGAUUCGCCGGGGAUAUUGUUGAUGAGCAAAGCACUCUACCAACUAAGAAACUCGCCGCCGUCAACUUGCGGCGGCGGCACCGUCGACUUUGUCAAUCCCUUCAGCGAGAAGGAUACACUAUACUCGGAGAACAUUGAAGAAAGAGAAGACGCGGGAACACCUCCGAUAAUACAAAAGGUUAGAGCGGCGUUAGCCUUUAGGGUGAAAGAAUACAUAGGCUAUAGCAACAUUGAGCAAAAGGAGCAUCAUUACAUACAAAGAGCCUUCGAGAGGCUUCUUCCUAACCAAAACAUAAGCAUUAUAGGCAACACCACGGCUAAGAGGCAAGCCAUUCUUUCCUUCCUAGUCUACACAACUUCCCACUCCGAUGGAAAUGGCCUCAACAUGUGGAGUGAAACCGGGAACAUUAAGGAUAAGCCUCUCCACGGCCCGUUUGUCGCCAAGCUCUUAAACGACCUCUUUGGCAUUCAAUCUCGUGGCGGUUGUGCUUGUGCCGGUCCUUAUGGUCAUAGCCUGCUUGGCGUCGACGAGCCCAAGUCUCUCGCUUUCAGAGCCGUCAUUCAAAAGGGAUACAUAGGAGUGAAACCGGGAUGGACAAGAAUAAGUUUUCCUUACUACAUGUCGAAUGAAGAGUUCGAGUUCAUCUUAGCCGCGGUUGAGUUCAUAGCAGUUUACGGGCAGAGGUUUCUUCACAUGUACCACUUCAAUUGGAAAACAGGUGCCUGGUCCAUAAAAAAGAAGGUGUUAAGAGAAAGUUUGCUCACGCAUCACAGCUGUUGUAAGAUGUGCAGCUUGUCCACAGCCAACAUGGCCGUGGCAAUGGGGAAUGAUAGGAAAGAACAAGGCCAGAGCGAUGAAGAAUCGUCGGGAGUGAUAAGGAAAUACUCGUCGUACCUUAAAUCUGCAAAACAUAUUGCAAGUCUCCUCCCAAAGUUCCCACAUAAGAGGAAUAUUCCAGAAGACAUUGAACCGAGCUUGGUGCCUUUCCGGGUCUAGUUCAUAUAUACACAUGAGAUUUAAAUUCCAUUCAUUUGUUUAUUAUUUAAUGACAUAUAUUAUACUCACACACACACAAGAUAUACAAUAGAUAAAAGGAAUAGAAAAAUAUAUA